This is a messenger RNA of Styela clava, 9740 nucleotides long. The record is from RefSeq and is a predicted model, not a curated record. Lineage: Eukaryota; Metazoa; Chordata; Ascidiacea; Stolidobranchia; Styelidae.
GGAGUAUUACAACUGAAAGCUAUCUAUUCUGAAAUUUGCCAAAUUUAUGUAUCGCUUCGAAAAUCAUAUGCUACCCCCAAUAUUUCAUAACUUUUAUACUAAAAAAUCCAACCGUUCAUAGCCAUGCCACAAUGAGUGUUACAAAAAAGACUUAUUUCAUGCAUCGAUGCUUAUUUCCAUUAGCAAAAAAGUUGCUCGAAACAGAAGGCAUUCUAACUUGGGGAAAAAAUUCCGUCUAAUAUUAAAGAAAACUCACUUGCAACAUUCAGUGAGCGAUUAAAGAUUCAUCUACUUGAUGACUAUGGCUGGUACUGCGGUAGUGGUCAGAUGGGAAUUAUAAAUCAUAGCCUAACUACAGAACUAUGGAAAUACAAUGAGGACAAGUUAUCUACUUGUAGUGUGUUUGCUGUGUCAUAUUAAGAUUUCAGGAGCCUAUUUAGCUUCAUUUCAUGGAGACAGUUUUCUUUUCCAAUCUCUGAAUUCUCGGCCUCUUGAUACGACAACCGUUUCGCUAAGAUUUCAAACCAGCUCGGCGGAUGGAUUACUUUUUCUGGCACUUGGGCAAUCCCAAUAUCUCAUUGUUGAAUUAGUCAAUGGUAAAUUAGAGGUCAAAAUAGAUCUUGGAUAUGGGGAAGAGGUACUAUCAACAUCUGACAGAGAUUCCUUAAAUAAUUUGAUUUGGCAUCAGUUCAAAGUUGUCAGAUCUGGCAGCAAUAUCAAACUAGUACUUAAUGGACGAGAUGUGACGUCUGGACAAAUUAAUGUGCCGAAUCCCAGGAGGGCAAAACUUGCUACAGACUUCGGAAUAUUUCUUGGUGGCUUAGGUGGAAAUAUAACAUUACCUAAUGGAGGAAGGCCGGGAAAAUAUUUUCGUGGUUGUUUAUUGGAAGCCGAGUUCAACGGAAAGGACCUACUAACGCCGCUGAAAAAUGUUGGAAAUGAAAGGAUCUUAUAUCAUGUUGUUUCGGGGUGUCCUAAGAUCUUCAGAGCAAGUCGAUCUGAAUCAAUAACUUUUGACUCGCCAUCAUCUUAUGUUGCCUUGAAUCGUUGGACUGUACAAGAUGAAGGGACAUUUGAAUGCAUGUUAAAAACAUCCGCACGAAGUGGUAUUAUUUUAUAUAAUGCUGGUCGUGGAAGAGGUGAAUUCAUUGGGCUUGAAAUGGUUGAUGGAGUUGUUGGUGCUUCGGUGAAUAAAGGUGGUGGGGGCGGCGUUGUUGCUUUACAUACAACAUCACCUAUCAAUGACGGAGCAUGGCACUCUGUUAGAUUUAGUUUCAGUCCAUCCUACUUAGACAUAAGAGUUGAUGGGAAACGCACAAAGGCAUUUGUUGAGCAAACAUCACCAGAAUUAAAAGGAACUGUAAUAGGAGAAAGACACCAUAAUCUUGAUUUGACUGGACAUUUGUAUAUUGGAGGGGUACCUGGAAAUUUAUUGCAAAAUGAUGCUGUGCCACACAGCCUUGUUUCAUUAGGCAGCAGUGAUGGAACAGGAACAGUCAGUGGUGCGUUUCCAGGAUGCAUGAAGAAUUUGAGAGUUAAUCACAGGAGAAAAGGUUUUUCAGAUUUUUUAUUAUCGAGGCAUGUUUCCGCUGGAUGCAAGAAAAUUGUAAAUUUUGAUCGAUCGAAAAAAAAUACGCCCAUUGAUGAUUUUAAUGAAGCUAACUCAGCUGUAUCAACAAUGUUUGCAAUCUACAAUUCCAAGAAAUCCAAAUCAAGGUUAUCAACAACAGCUAGGACCACUACAACCACUAUACCAACCACAACCACUCCAGCAUUUGUUGUACCUGUGGUCAAUUUAACAAUUCAUCCUUUGAUGGUUUUGGAGGGUCAAAGUUCAAAGCUCACCAGUGAACAACUGUCAUUGUCAGUCCAAGGAUUUGAAAAACAAGACACUAAGGAAGAUAUUUUGUUUGUAAUUUCAAAUCCUCCUUCCCAUGGUUUUCUAUUAAACUCUCAAGAUUGUUCAUCACUGGCAACACUAUUUGAAUUUUCCGCCAUAGAUCUAGCGGACGAAAAACUCUACUUUUGUCAUGAUGCUUCAGAAACUACUCAUGAUUAUAUCAAUUUUACCGUAGUUUGGAACUUGGAACAUAAAAGCUUAAAUGAACGCAAACAUAUCAUAAGAAAUUUCCCAGGGAAACCUGAAUUUGUCAGCACUGGAAUAGUUCUUAAUGAUAGAGCUGUUUUUUCUUUGAACAUAAUUGUUGAACCAGUUAACGACCCACCAACAUUACACAUCCCUGUACAAUAUCUAUUUCGUCCAGUUAAAAGCACGUCCACGCAUCUACCUCAAGAUAUCUUAAAUGCAACUGAUCCUGACAGCCCUCCUUCUGAAAUAAUUUACACGAUAUUGGGAAAUCAGAGAGGUGGUUUUCAUAUUGAAAAUGAGAAAAAUUUAGGGAAAUCAAUAAUAGAAUUCUCUCAGGAAGAUAUCAACUCAGGAAAUAUAGUGUUUGUGGAUGAAGGAGAAGUUGAAAAUGCAAGGCUUGUUAUGAGAGUCUCAAACACUCUUUCUCAAUCUACCUCAACUGCUGUGUUGAGAAUUGCAACUAUUUCGUUGAAUAUUUCAGUGACAACAAGAGAAAUUACACUUUUGGAGAAAAGCAGUUUCAUAUUCACAAUUGAACAACUAGCUGUAACAUCAAAUGCAGAACCUGGUUCUGUAAAUCUUCUUUUUCAAAUAAAGGAAAAUCCAUCUUUAGGUGAAAUGCAAACAUUCAAUCAUGAAAUUGGCGAUGAUAAUUUAAGGGAAGAAAGUUGGAUAAGAUCAUCUAAUUUCACAGAAAAACAAUUAUCGGAAGGCUAUGUUCGGUAUCAUAAUUUAAAAACUUCAUCGUCAGUUGUUGAGGAUACUGAAAAAGACCGAUUUACCUUCACUGUGUCAGGAGCUAAUGUCGAAACACCGGUUAUAACCUGUGUAAUAAAUGUUCAAAAAGUCAGAGUAAUUUUGUCUAUAAAUAAAUUGCUUUUGACUGAUGGGAUUCAAGAAAAGAAACUAACAGCUGAUUUUUUGCAAGUCAACAUAACCCAUGUUCAUGUUAGCAACAAUCAAAUACAGAUUAGACUGGAAAAUCCUAUUCAACAUGCUGAAUUGUUCUACAAUGAUAAUGGAUUGGCCAUAUCAAAUGGUGAUGCUUUCACAUUAGAAGAGUUAAAAACUGGACGAAUUUCUAUCAAAGUGAAACCAAAACAUGCUUCUCGUGCUUUCAAUGAAAUGAUUCCAUUUGUUGCUGUUAUUAAGAAGUUAUAUCAUUCCGAUAAAAUACGACUCAAUGUUACAUAUGUUCCGGAUUUAGAUAGGAUUUUGUUAGUGAACAAAGGUUUGCAACUACAAGAAGGUCAAAAACAAGUCAUCAAUGUUAGAUUUUUGAAAGUUUCUCUUCCACCAAGUCAAAUAAAUGACAAUGUUGAUAGAUUUCGUUUCAACAUAACUCGUAAUCCACAACAUGGAAUACUUGGACGUGUGAAGGAUGAAAGUAAAGUUGUAAUAGAUACAGAAGAGGCAUCUGACAGUAUUACUGAAUUUACAAUGCAAGAUAUCAUUGAUCAAAAAAUAUAUUACAAACAUGAUGAUUCAGAAAACGAAUCUGAUUACUUCAGCUUUCGUGUUGUUCCAAUAUUAGAUGGAGAAUUACCAAAGACAAUUGCAAAACUAUCAAAUGUGCAUCUGGACGGCAAUUUCACUAUCUCAAUACAGUUAGUAAACGAUCAGAGACCAGUAAGAGUUAUAAGUCAGCCAUUUCAAGUAGUUCGAAAUGGUGAAAGACUUCUUACUAAGGACGACUUAUGGUAUACUGAUGCAGAUACAAAUUUCAGUGAUCUGGAUUUAGUAUACACAAGACGGGGUAUUGCAGAUGGAGACAUACUUAAUGCUACCAGCAGAAGACACGAAAAGAUAUUCAAGUUUACCCAGCGACAAAUAGUCAAUGGAGAAGUUUUGUUAAAACAUGAAGGAAAUGAUUUUGGUCGAUUUGUGUUUUGGGUCAGAGAUGGAAAACAUUAUGCUACAGGUUUAUUCGUUAUAUCUGCAUCAGAUCCUUUUGUGAGAAUCGUAAACUCUUCUGAACUGACUGUUAUCAAAGGAAGAGAAAUCGCAAUAACAUCUGAAAAUCUAUGGUGUUCUACAAAUGUUAAAGGCUUAAAGAAAGACAUUACUUACAGGAUCACCAAAGCUCCUAGUAAUGGACUAUUGUACCUUAAUAAUUCUUCAGAAGAUGUUCAACCAAUAUCAAUUAAAUCCUUCACCCAACAGGAUAUUUUUGAUGAAAUUGUUGUUUAUGAACAUAGUGGCUCACCAGUAAUGGAAGAUAGCAUUGAUUUCCAAGUAUCUGCUGGAGAAAUUUCCAAGCAUGGAAAUAUUGCAAUCAAGGCUGUUUUAGAAAGUCAUCAGAAACCACCAACCGUUCAGAAGAAUCGAACUAUUGUGGUUGAUCAAGGACAAAAAGUACAAAUAAGAAAGCAAGAUCUAAGGAUAGUUCAUCUUGACACUCGAGCUGCAGAUAUUGUGUUUUUCAUCAAGCAAUCUCCGAAGUUUGGAAAUUUAGAAUUUCUGACAAAUGUCGAUUCAGAUGAGUUUAAUACUGAUCCAUUGAAAGAAUUCACCCAAUCUGAUAUCAAUAAAGGAUUAGUUUGGUAUUCACAAAAUACAUCAUUUGUUUACUCUGACAAUGAUUUUAUCAACGGAGUUCUACUUGAUUAUUUUACAUUCGAUGUUUCGAACAAAAUAUUAUCAUUGGAUAAUCUGAGAUUCUAUUUUGAUAUUGUUCCUUACAUAAUCCCUUUGAAAACGAACAACUUUUCAGUUCCAGAGGGCAGAACUAAAGCAAUCAUAAGAGAAUAUUUAUAUAUUGAAGGAAUACAUUUUGAUGAAGCCACAGUGGAGAUUCGAGUCACUAAACCACCAGAGCAUGGUAUCCUGGAAUCAACUCAACAAAUUGGAAUUGCCUUGAAAAGUUUCAGUUAUCGCUUGGCAACAGCUGAAUUUCUUUAUUACUCUCACGACGGUUCCGAUUUCUUGCAGGAUUCAUUCAGUCUUCAAGCAUUCACAAUUGAUGGCAAAAAACAAAGCAACAUUGUUGCCUCAUAUGUUACUAUUAUCCCAGAGAAUGACGAACAACCUGUUGUUGUUAACAAUACUGGAAUGACUGUUUGGACUAACUCUAUCACAAAAUUAUCAUCGAUCGUUCUCGGAGUGGAAGAUCCAGAUACUGGACCUGGUGAUAUAACAUACAGGAUACUUCCUCCUAGUAAUGGUUGGAUUGCUUGCAACAAUGAUCCAUCAAAAUCGGUUUUGGAAUUCACACAGGAGCAAGUUAACAACGGAAGUAUUGUGUUUGUCCAUAAAGGCUCCACCACUGGUGGGAUUACGUUUCAAGUGGACGAUGGUGAAAAUUACGCGAAUAAACAUAUAUUUGUGAUAACUGCAAAACCAUUGAUUAUUGCUGUAGAAAACAACAAAGGAAUACAGUCUUUUCCUGGUACUUCUAUUGAUAUCACAUCAGAUGUUCUCCGAUCUACAACUAAUGAUAUGGAGACAACUGACAGAAUUAUUACAUACAAAAUUAUUUUUCGACCUAAAUAUGGGAAGAUAGUCAAACUGACUAAUCACACAUCAACAGAGAAUGAAACAUUGGAGGAAUUUACUCAGCAAGAUAUAGAUGAUAAGCAAGUCUUUUUUAAACAAGACAUUGAAGUUGAAAAAUGGUCAGCGAUUGAUAGUUUUGUUGUUACUGUCCUAUCUCCACCUGCUGAUAACAUAACUGAUGUCAAAAUACCAAUCAAUAUAACUUAUGAUGCUUUUGAGAUUGUUGGAAAGAAAAGUCCAAUCAGUGUUAAUGAAGGUUGCACUCUAAUUGAAGGUGAAAAAAUACAAAUAACAACUGAUAUACUUGAUGCCAGUAAUUUGUAUAAGAAGCUUCCUUUGCACAGAGACAGAAGUCUUUAUGGAUUAUUUUAUUCUCUGGUUGGGUUGCCGAUUCAUGGAAACAUUUCAAUUUCUGGUGAGAAUGUAACAAAGCCAAAUACGAGUUUCACUCAGACCAAUCUUAUUAAAAAUGAAGUGUUCUACCUUCAUGAUCAUUCCGAUCAUAUUGAGGAUUCAUUCAAUUUCAACAUCUUCCUUGUUGACAAAAGAUAUACAGCAAGUACAGGAAAACCAUGGAUUGUUCCUGGAACAUUUUUUCAAGAUAUUUUCAAUAUCUCUAUAACUCCUGUUAAUGAUAAUCCGCCUAAGUUGUUGACAAAAGGGAAAGUACUCGAGGUUGUGGAUGGAUUUGACACUCUUGUACUUCCUGAAGUCCUAAAUGCUGUUGAUCCUGAUAAUUCUCCUGAAGAAGUCACUUAUUCUAUCAUUCGACCUCCUUCUAGGGGUCAUAUUGCCUUUGUAAACGAGUCAUUAACAAAAAUAACAAAGUUCACUCAGUUUGAUGUCAACGAGGGAAAGGUUGUUUUCGUCCCAAAAAAGAUUAACAUGACAGAAUCGCAAUUAAAUGAUGCUUUGUACUUCAGUGUAACUGAUGGAAUACAAAGGCCGGCAUACAACUUGUUUCAAAUCAAGAUUGUUCCUGUGCAUUUGAGAUUGAAUCCGUCACAAAUUUCUAUUGUGCAAGCAUUCUAUUCAGCAGAUGUUACCAGCAAUAUUCUGAAUGUUUCAACUAAUGGAAAUUUAUCGCUUGUAUCAUUCCAUGUCACGAAGCUUCCUGAAUCAGGAAUGAUUCUUAUUAAUGAGAAUCAGAACUCUUCUUUUUCUUAUGAAGAUGUUUCAAAGAAUAAAGUCACAUUUGCAAUGACUAAAAAUUCACUCUCAACAGAUUCAAUGGAAAUAAAUGUUCAUUAUAACAGGAGUAUUGGAUCAAACAUGAGCGUUACAGCAACAUUACAAAUCAUGGUAACCCCUCUUCUAGUACAAGGUUCUCUAUCUGUCAGCAAUGAUGGUUUAUCAAGAUUAGCGUUAUCAUCGUUGAACACCACUCCGUUGCUUGAUAAAUCAAAUUCAAUGCCUAGAUUCGAAGUAAUCAGACAACCAGAAAAUGGAGAAAUACUCAAGGUUUUUUCUCCUGAAGAGACAUCAAAAUCUGUUCGGAAAAGAGAAAUAAGUGGCGAAUAUUCUCAUCUAUUGAAAGAAGUCGAUAAAUUCAGUCAUGAAGAUAUUGCACUUGGUCGUGUUUUCAUUUAUGUUGAUAAUCUGAAUGUUACUGAUGGAAAAUUGGAGGACAGUAUAUCACUAAGACUUACAGUCGAGGAUAAUUCUGCUCAACCUGCCGAAUUUACCUUUGAUUUUGAUAUUGUUGAAAAAGAGGCAGAAGACUAUUCUUCAUUCUUUGAACAAUUCCUUGUAAAAGAAGAACUUACUACAAUUGCUGAUGCCGAUAUGGAUGAUAGUGUUGAUUCAACAACUUCGAGUAUCAUUUCUGGAAGUAGUUUACCUGUAUCACCUUCUGAAAAAAAUAUAGAGAACGUUGACAAAGAUGUUGUUGAUGACCCAAAAAUAUCAACAGAGGACAACAAUCCAAUGGAUCCUAAAGAUGUUAUGGCUGAAAAUCCUCAGCCCGCAGAAGAUGAAACUUCAUUACCAUGGCUUAUUCCAGUUGCUGUAGUUCUUGGAUUACUAUUAAUCAUGGCUCUUUGUCUCACUGUUGUAUUUCUUCGCCACAAACAUUGGUUCAAAGGGAAAAGUUACAGAACAAAAAACGAUCAAGCAAGCGAAGAAAAUCACUCACUGACUUCUCGUGAUGAUAUCCUAGAACAAAAUAAUUUGAAUCCCACGAUGAAUUAUAAUCAGACUAAUAUUUCAAGGCACCCAGAAGGAGAGUCACUUCGCAGUCCUGCAUGCCCGGGGGUAACUGUUACACUUUUGAGGUCGGGGCCUGGGUCUGUUCAACCUUCAAAUUAUGGUGAAGACCGGCAUAGUUUUACUGUAAUGGGUUCAACCCUAGGCCCCCAAUCAUAUAGAGAUGAUGUGCCUUCAACUAUAUACACACCAUCGACUGUCUAUCAUUAUGAUGACACGGGAAGUGUUGAUUUCCCUGAUAAUGCAGAAGCUGAAUUUUAUGCUGCUAAUCACAAUAUUUAUCCAAACCAAAGACUCUAUCACAGCAGAAGUGCUAGAUUUAUAGACCCUGAUGUAUUAGCACUUUAUUCAUCUGACGAAAGUAUACCUUCCAUGAUUGAUGAAAAAUAUGCAAUCCCUUAUCGAGGAAGCACUGGUGCUACUGGCAGUGUACCAGCGGAAUUACAUAGGGCUGUUAGUCAGCCAGGUACGUCUUAUGCUGGUAUUGCGGACUGCAGACCUCGGUCAACGGCAUCACUGUCGAAAGCGGCAGUUACACCUGAACUUUCUUUGCUUCCAAAUUCAGGACUUGAGAGUAAUCAGUAUUGGAUUUGAGAUUUGUUUUGUUGAGUUACAACUACCUUGCAAUUUGAUGCAAUAAUUUUCAUAACAAAUAAUUAUGUGUCUGACUCAAUUUAAUUGUAUAAUUAUCACCCAGAUCAAUGAUGGAUUCUCUUUUUUUAGGCUAAUUUAAAGCCAAAAAAUUAAUGAAAAAAACUUUGUCAAAUUUGCACUUGCUGCGUCGUUUGUUGAACUUCUCAAGCCAAUAGAUGGUAUAUGAAUGGUAUGUGUUUGUGAGGCCUUAGGAUUUUUUUGCUUUUGAGUGGCGCAUGCGAUCAUGCUUUGGCCAAAAUAGAUUUAAAGCGUAGAAUUAAUAUUCAAUGAAAAAUAUCGGUCAUUUUCUAUAUUUUGAUUUUGACAACAUUCAAAUCAUGCCUAAUUAUGUAAAAUUAAGUUCAUACCAAAUGGAAUGGAAUACAUAUGUCAACUUAUUUUUCUUGUUUCGUGCCUUACUUUAUCAAGCUAUUGUAUUGUGUACUUUUGGUACUAUCAAAUGUUACUUCAUAUAUUCAUUUUUGUUUUCAAUUGUAUUUAUGAACUGUUAUAUAUUUUAUACUACUUACCUACCUAAAAAUUCAGCAUUUGCCUCAAAAGUAAUUUUUUUUAAUGAUGUAUUAUUACAUAGAUACUUUCUUUUGUGUGUGUCUUUUAUUUCAUUUUAUUCCAUAUUUUUGGUGCAUAGUAAUUUUUUUUAUAUCCAUUAAUGUCAUUUCUGAACCCUGCUCUCUAUAUGCUAAAUUUUCUUAGCAAAGCUGCUGUGCGAACCUCUAUGAAAAAAUUCACACCUGAAGAAAUGCCUUUCUCUCUCUCUCAUUAGACUAAUAGACAACACAAAUCAUGUUACUGUUUGAAAAACUGGAAAAAAUUGACCCUACCCCCUGCAUCUUCAACGUUAUGCUAAAAUAUAUGUGCAGGAACGUGGAACAGUUACCAUCCCACAUUUGCUUGCCAAGAUGAGGAAAUAGAAGGAUAGAAUAGGAUUCACCGGAGGAGAGGAAAGUUGAUUAGAAGGCGGUUACGAGAACCAACCACCCUAUGUCAGCGAGGAGUUAAGCACUUUUCUCGCACAUAAUUAUACCCUACCCGAUUCGAACCUUCGAACCUGCAACCCACGCGGGGUAGGUGCGAUGACAAUCGUAUUCCUGACUUUUGGCACAAUUCGCCACACAGCCAGGUUUUUUUUAGUUAAUUUAGUCUUGAUGUACCUUGUGCUUGUCUAUAAUCAUCAAGUUGAUCACCCAUUUUGUGCGUCUUUGCUAACAAAUGCUGUUGCCUGUAUUGCCGAUCCAGUCAGUAUGCCUUAGUUCUGUUUUUACAUUUUCAUAAUAGAAAUCUACUUUUUGCGAACAAA